CUCCCUGAAAGGGGAAGAAGGCUUUCCAGGUUACUAAUUCAGCUGGCCAAAAAGGUUGGCAGAUCCUAGCAUGCCUCGGGACGGCUCCCUAGGGAGCUGGACCUCUUAAAUACCUACCUGCCCACUGCCCCAUCCAUAGCUCAGCCAUAUCUCCUCUGUGGUCCAACUGAAACGAGUUUUCUGCUUCUUGACACCAAAAUUUGCUACGAGGCUCUUGCCCAGUUCCUGCACGUCAUUCCUCUGUGAUACCCCAAGAUACCUAACCAAACACCAACACAAUGGCUUCUGAGCGUCCCGCCCCGUAUGUGCUCUCCGGUGAACGCCUCCGCCUGGGCUCCAUUGCCCCCAACUUCCAGGCCGACACCACCAAGGGCCCCAUCGACUUCCAUGAGUUCAUCGGCGACAACUGGGUUAUCCUGUUCUCCCACCCGGAGGACUACACCCCCGUCUGCACCACUGAGCUCGGCGAGAUGGCUCGUCUCGAGCCCGAGUUUGCCAAGCGGGGUGUCAAGCUCAUUGGCCUUUCGGCCAACACCUUGGGCAGCCACGAGGGUUGGAUUAAGGAUAUCAACGAGGUGACUGGCUCCCUCGUCAACUUCCCCAUCAUUGCCGACAAGGAGCGCAAGGUCGCCUACCUCUACGACAUGAUCGACUACCAGGACACUACCAACGUGGAUGAGAAGGGCAUUGCCUUCACCAUCCGAUCCGUCUUCUUCAUCGACCCCAAGAAGACCAUCCGCACCAUCCUGUCCUACCCGGCCUCGACCGGCCGCAACAGCUCGGAAAUCCUCCGCGUCAUCGACUCGCUCCAAACCGGCGACAAGCACAAGGUCACCACCCCCAUUAACUGGGUGCCCGGUGACGACGUCAUCGUCCACCCCAGCAUCAAGGGCGAGGAGGCCACCAAGCUGUUCCCCAACUUGCGGGCCGUCAAGCCGUACCUUCGCUUCACCCCGCUGCCUAAAGAGGCCUAAAUAGGUAGCGUGAGCGAGAAGCGAAGGAAGGACCGGAGUCUCAGCUGAGCGCUUGGGAUCGACAGCUAGAGUAAGCUGCAUCACGGUCCCAGCGUCCUCUCGUGGAUGCUGGUACCCUAAACUGCUUUGUGACAAGGGACACAGUAACUACUUGAGGUGCUUGGGAGGCUUUGG
This is a messenger RNA of Chaetomium strumarium, 1148 nucleotides long. Its product is annotated as thioredoxin-like protein. Gene Ontology annotation, cellular component: cytosol; mitochondrion. The record is from RefSeq and is a predicted model, not a curated record. NCBI's taxonomy places the organism in Eukaryota, Fungi, Ascomycota, Sordariomycetes, Sordariales, Chaetomiaceae. The coding region runs from base 279 to 974 and encodes 231 amino acids. Gene Ontology annotation, biological process: cell redox homeostasis; cellular response to oxidative stress; cellular oxidant detoxification. The transcript has 3 exons. Gene Ontology annotation, molecular function: peroxiredoxin activity.